Molecule: messenger RNA, 948 nt
Organism: Hyla sarda
Lineage: Eukaryota; Metazoa; Chordata; Amphibia; Anura; Hylidae
Product: olfactory receptor 10A7-like
Exons: 1
Coding region: 1-948 (315 amino acids)
Biological process (GO): G protein-coupled receptor signaling pathway
Cellular component (GO): membrane
Molecular function (GO): G protein-coupled receptor activity; olfactory receptor activity
Source: RefSeq, a predicted model, not a curated record
AUGUGUGAAGAAAAUAAGACAAAAGUCACAGAGUUUCACCUCUUGGGAUUCCGCAAUCUUUAUAACUUUAGAACUUUCUUCUUCAUCGUCCUACUUGCCAUUUACAGUGUGAUAGUGGUCGGGAACCUUUUAAUCAUCCUCUUGGUGUCAUUUAUUGACCAUCUGCAAAUUCCAAUGUUUUACUUCCUCAAACAUCUAGCUGUGGCCGAUCUUCUUCUCACCACCACUGUGGUACCAGUCAUGUUGGACAUAAUACUUAAGGAGGGAGCAGUCAUUUCUGUCAUUGGGUGUCUCAUUCAUUUGUGUGUUUAUGGUAUUUUUGGGUCCGUUCAGUGUUUCGUGUUGGCCGUAAUGUCUUAUGAUCGAUACUUAGCCAUCUGUAACCCACUUCAUUAUGUCUUCUUGAUGAACCCUAAUAAAUGUUUACAGCUCGUCUUUGGAUCUUGGUCUUUGGUGGUCACUUUGACUUUAAGUGAAAUUGUUUCAAUAGGUCAAUUUGAGUUUUGUGGCCUGAAUACUAUUGACCAUUUUGUUUGUGAUUUUCGCCCAGUUAUAGAAUUAAUAACUUCAAAUAGCAGUAUAAUCAUAAUAGGAGACUUUGUUAUCUCCGGCUUUAUGUCACUCUUUCCAUUUGCUUUCAUUAUUAUUGCAUAUAUCUACAUAGUUAUCACGAUACUGAAGAUUUCUUCCUCCACUGGAAGGAAAAAAGUCUUCUCCACAUGUAGUUCCCACCUGAUCACAGUGUGCACCUUUUAUGGGACCCUCAUAACAAUUUACUUGAGUCCAUCCGAUAAGAGCCACGGUGAUGUGAAUAUGUACCUAUCUCUCCUGUACCUUGUAGUGACUCCAUUUAUGAACCCAAUUAUCUACAGCCUCAGGAACCAUCAAAUCAAAACAUCUAUUAAGAAAGUAUUGAUAAGAACCAUGAUGGUAUUAGAAGGACAAUAA